This is a messenger RNA of Caenorhabditis angaria, 3130 nucleotides long. NCBI's taxonomy places the organism in Eukaryota, Metazoa, Nematoda, Chromadorea, Rhabditida, Rhabditidae. The record is from the annotation of a GenBank genome assembly.
AUGGGUUUAGUUGGAACAUUGAGCGAGGCAACAAAUGCAAGUGAAGAUGCACUUCGCCUUUUAUUAUCUGUAUUAGUUGGUUAUCCAUUAGCUGUGCUUCAUCGAACUGUUUUUUAUAACAAACCUGCGCAAAUUCAACAUUUGUUCUUUGUUAUUGUUGGAAUUUCGAUUUGGUAUUUCAAUUGUGGUGGGUUUUUCUUCAAAAAUUCACUAAAUGAAAUUUUUUCUGAAAAAAAAUCUAAACCUUAUCCCAGCCCAAAGCACGUGAAUGGCCCGGCAACACAGAAAUAAACAUUGAUAUUCAUCUCUAGAUUGUCCGAAUCUAUAUAAAAAGUUGCGAAAAAAGCUUUCUCAAUUUUAUAGAGCCCGAGGAAAAGCUUUUGAGAAAUGGUGACUAGAAUAUUCUUGUCCCUCAAAAGCUUUUCCUCAGGCUCUAUAAAAAAGUUUUUUCGCAACUUUUUAUAUAGAUUCGGACAAUCUAGAGAUGAAUAUCCAUGUUUAUUUCUGGGUUGCCGGGUCAUUUAAAUUUUCAAUAAUUUCUCCAGGAAACGCUGUGAUCCAUGCUCUUCUCUCGAUUCUCGCCGCAUAUUUCAUCACAAAUUUCAUGGCUGGAACAGAUGCCUCUGUUUAUGCGGCACAUAUUGUAUUCUUAGGACAUCUUUUAGUCGGCUAUUGGUUUGCUGAAACCGAUUCGUAUGAUAUCACAUGGACAACACCGUUUUGUAUCAUGACUUUGCGAUUUAUUGGUUUGGUUAUGGAUGUUUAUGAUGGACAACAGAAACCGGUUUGUUUUUUAUUUUUAUUAGGCAAUUUUUGUCCUCUGAAAAUGAUUUCCUUCAUAUAAUACUUUGUUUCCAGGAAAAUCUGAAAGCUGAUCAAAAAAUCACUGCCAUCACAGACAAACCGGGACUUUUGGAAAUCGCCGCAUUCGGUUUGUUCUUCCAGGGAACACUUGUUGGACCACAAUUCACUCUCGCCAAAUUCCGCUCAUUUGUUGGUGGAGAUUGGUUGGAUAAUGGAACGACGCCGCAAAGCGCGUAAGGUUUUGGCGGGGGAUUUUUUAGAGAAUAAUUUUAUUUCCUGCUCUAAAAUGCUCUUAGAAAUAUAAGAAAAUCGAAAAAAAAUAUUCAAAAAAGUACAAUUUUCAAAAAAAUUGCUCGAAAUUCUCUAUAAAAUUGCUUACAGUGUUAGUUAUUAGUUUUGUGAUAAGAAAUAGGUCAUUUUUUGGGUAAAAAUAAGGAACUUAGGGUAACUUUAACGUAAAACUAAGGUUCUAAGGUCAAUUUUCAUGAAAUACAGGUCAAAAUGCGUAAUUUUAGGCGAAUUUUCAUGUUUUUAGAGUGAAAUAAUUCAAUUAAACUUAAAAAAGCAAUGUUUUGAAAAAUUAUUGAAGUUUUGACUAUAGUCUAGUUUAGAGUAAUCUGAUUGUAUUUAUGAGCCCUUAAAAAUCUUUUCUCAGAUUCCUUCCAUCAAUCGGUCGAUUCCUCGCUGGAUGUACAUACAUGGUUUUCAAUCAAUGGGGACAAGUUUGGAUACCGGACGCAUUUUUCAACUCUGACGCGUUCUUUGUAAGUUUCUAGGGCCUAAAAAGUUUUAUGUUUUUUUCAAAAUUUGAAUUCAAAAAUCAAAAAUUUUGCAGAAUCUCUCGUUCUUCUGGCGUUGGACUUGGGUAACAAUUUGGUUCCGACUCACCAUGUACAGAUAUUGCUCAAUUUGGCUCAUCACCGAAGGAGCAUCGAUUCUGUCAGGACUUGGACACAAUGGAAAAGACGCAGAGGGAAAUGAUAAAUGGGAUGGAGUUCGAGAUUUGCAUAUCAUCAAAUGGGAAACUGGACAUGAUUAUCAAUCGGUUGUUGAGUCUUUCAAUUGUGGAACUAAUACUUUUGCCAAAAAGUGAGGAGGAUUUUUGGGGGAUUUUUCAGUUUGGGUCAAUAAUCUAUGACACUUUUCACAAAAACAUUUAUCACAUGACUGAUUUUGAAAAAAUCAGCUGAAAUUUCAGCAAAUAAUGCAAUUUUUAACUUGAAAACGAAGAAAUCUGACAAUUUUGAAUCCAAAAUUAUGGAAAUUUGGCUGAAUUUUUUGCACGGCAACCUAGAACUGUGUUUUUUUUUUUCGAAUUCACAGACAAAAAAUUCUGAACAAAAUUCUUUGGAACGCGAAAUUUUAUUGUCGUUCCGAAAAAAAAAGACCGUUGGAAGAGAACCGAAAUGGCCUAGGAAAUCAAGACUACAGUAGACUUUGCAAAAUUUUGGAGUCUUUUUGAAAAAUAAAAUGCGAAAUUGGCUAUUUGCCAACCAGUUUGAUGUGCAUGUGUCACGUCAUUUUUAGUCUACUGUACGUGAGCGCCAAUUUAAACGGGGGUUCUUUUUAUUUUCGGAUUGACAAUAUGAAUUCGGCCCAAGAUUUUCCUGCUCCAAAAAAAUCUCAUCUUGAUUUGUUCCAGCCAUAUUCAUCGCCGUCUUCGUUGGUUGAACAACAAACUUGCGUCGCACGUUUUGACCCUCGGAUAUUUGGCAAUUUGGCACGGUUAUCAUUUGGGAUAUUUCCUUCUUUUCGGAAUUGAAUUGGCCUGUGUUCAAGCUCAAACUCAGGUGAUUUGGGAUUUUUAGGAUGAUUUUUAAUAGGCUCAAAAUUUGAAUUAGAAAUUGUUUAGAUCGCUGGAAAAUUUUUGAUGUAAAACAUUAGAAAACUCAUAGAAUUCCAUCUGAAAUUCUGAAACUUCUAGCUAAAAAUUUCAAUAAUUGUUUGUUUUUAGCUUUAUGGUUUGAUUGCACGCACUCCUGGAUGGUCCGAAGCCAUUAGUCAACCAAUCGCCCGUCCAUUUAUUUGGAUUUUCGGAAAAUUGACAAUUUCCUAUUCGAUGGGUUUUGCUUUCCUUAUGUUUGGUUUGAUCAAGACGAAAUAUUGGAUUGCGGUGAGAUUUUUUUUUGUCGAAAUUUCUUCAAAAAUUGUUUUGAACCCUCAAAAUUACACAAAAAUCCCAAAUUUUUAGCCAGUUCAAUCGCUUUACUUCAUCGGAUUCAUUAUUUAUUUCGUCGCCUGGCCAGCUUUAUAUCAUGUUCUCCUCCAAGUUUUGCCAAGAAAACCGAAAGCCGAAAAACCUGUGGAGCCAAAGAAAGAAUUAUGA